GACCACGCAGAAGAAGGGAUGAAUAUGCCGCGUCACGUUCGUUUAAAUCAACUUUCAAGUAAAUGUAGUACAGCAUAAAUUCAGGCCUCUUGUACACGUUCCGACGUGGUCAGUUAUUGCCCCAGAGUGAUCUACAGUUUGUGAAAAUGACGGGAAAAAUCAUCGCACUAGCCGCACUGAUUUUUUUCAUGUCGAUUCUGCACCGCGGAAAUGCCUCGCGAAUACUUUGCGUAUUUCCAUCAGCCUCGGUAAGUCAUCAGGUAGUUUUUCGCGGAUUGACCCUGGCUCUUAGGGAACGGGGCCAUGAUCUCGUUGUCGUGACGCCAAACCCGGUGAGGGACCCGAAUCUGAAGAACUACACCGAGAUAGACGUCAGUUUUCUUUACAAGGAGAACUACGAAACGGAUUAUAUAGAACUGCGACGAAACGCGUGUUGGAUUGACUGGUUCUGGAAUGUUACACCUAUACUACAUUUGUUCUGUGAAAAAACCUUCGACCAUCCAGAAUUCAAGAAGAUUUACGCACCGGAUAGCGGUGAAGAGUUCGAUUUAAUGCUGACGGAGACUCUUUAUUGGCCGGCAUUUUUGGCUCUCGGCAAACGAUUCGACGUUCCGAUCAUUGGUAUGACGUCUUUGGGUCUUGCUCUGAACCUUCAAUACUCGGUUGGGAAUCCGAUACUAACUUCUCAUCAAUCGAACUGGGACCUUGCAAUGAAGGAGGUGUCUGAUUCGCCGACGCUUUUUGAGAGGCUGAAGAACUUCUACGACGUUUGGAAGUUCAUUUACAAUUACAACACGGAGUUCAUGCCUGCGCAGCAUGCCAUUGCAAAAAAAUAUUUGGGAAACGAGAUCCCCGAACUUGGCGAAAUCGAGAGGAACCUUAGUUUAAUUUUCACCAAUCAACAGGGACCGAUUUCGUAUCUUAGACCGAAUGUACCCAACGUUAUUGAGAUCGGUAACUUCCACGUGUCGAAGAAGAUCAAGCCUCUGUCGAAGGAUCUUCAGAAGACUCUCGACGAAUCCAAACAAGGAUUUAUAUACAUGAGCCUUGGGUCGAACGUGAAAAGCACCAUGCUGGACAAGAAAUCACGGUCCGAGUUCAUUGCCGCAUUUUCCAAGCUUCCCUACACGGUAAUCUGGAAGUUCGAGGCCGAAUUUCUACCCGGCAAACCGGACAACGUAAUAAUAAUCAAGUGGGCCCCGCAGCAGGCGAUUCUAGCUCACCCAAACCUGAAAGCCUUCGUGUACCAAGGAGGACUUCAGAGCACGGAGGAAGCGAUUUCUCACGGCGUCCCUGUGAUCGGUUUCCCGGUGAUGGCUGAUCAGGACAUGAAUGUUAACAAAAUGGUGUCUCUUGGUGUCGGAAAGAAGCUGGAAAUUACUGACGUAAAAAGGGACGAUUUGAUUGAAGCAAUACAAUCCGUUGCGACGGACGGCAGCUACAAGCAGAGGAUGCUCAACUUGCGCGAACUGCUGAAAGACAGGCCGUACGAUUCAUUGAAGAAUGCCGUUUGGUGGACCGAGCACGUGAUUCGACACAGAGGCGUCCCUCAUCUCCAUUCUAGUACUGCCGACGAGCCGUGGUACCAGCGUGGCGAUAUGGAUGUAAUCUUUCUCAUUGCUGCCGUGUUUGUAAUAUCUGUGAUGACCGCUUCAGCUGUACUUUAUCAGUUGUUAGUUUACAGUAUGAAGAUAUUCGGUAAUCAGCAGUUAGUAAACAGGAAAGAAAAACUCAAGUGACAAUACAUGUAUAUUCAUUGCACAUGAAAAACACUGUUUUUGUGAUUGUGUUUGCAGGGAUUUAUAAUUACUGAUUCAUGGAAAAAUAAACAAAUGAAGCCAA
Messenger RNA from Neodiprion virginianus, 1842 nucleotides. RefSeq names its product UDP-glycosyltransferase UGT5-like. The record is from RefSeq and is a predicted model, not a curated record. Gene Ontology annotation, molecular function: UDP-glycosyltransferase activity. Bases 147 to 1739 code for a protein of 530 amino acids. The transcript has 5 exons. NCBI's taxonomy places the organism in Eukaryota, Metazoa, Arthropoda, Insecta, Hymenoptera, Diprionidae.